Lodderomyces theae is the source of this 642-nucleotide messenger RNA. RefSeq names its product Sft2p (gene SFT2). The record is from RefSeq and is a predicted model, not a curated record. Lineage: Eukaryota; Fungi; Ascomycota; Pichiomycetes; Serinales; Debaryomycetaceae. Gene Ontology annotation, biological process: vesicle-mediated transport. The coding region runs from base 1 to 642 and encodes 213 amino acids. Gene Ontology annotation, cellular component: membrane. The transcript has a single exon.
AUGUCAAACGAUACAGAGAACGUGUUCAGACAACUGUUUCGCAACUGGAAUGUACGAUCAUCUACUCAAACAGGCACCACCAACCGACCCGUACUACUGGAAUGGACCGAUUACAUUAAAUCUGGCGCAAACGAUAUCUACAGUAGAUUGCCCACAUCCAUUCAAGAUGCCACCAACAGUAACCCCACACAGGAACCAUCGUGGUUUACUCUAUCAAGGUUUGAACGGCUAGUUGGGUUUGGUUGUUGUCUUGCAGCAUCAAUCUUGUGUUUUGUUUUAUGCUUUUUCAUGUUCCCCGUAUUGGCCCUUAGACCUCGGAAGUUUGGUUUGCUUUGGACUGGUGGGUCUGUGUUGUUUCUUGUUUCAUUUGGGGUUUUGCAAGGACCUCAUAGCUAUAUACGGCAUUUGCUAUCUCGUGAUCGAAUAGUCUUUACAACCAUAUUCUUCACGUCGAUACUUUUGACAUUGUACUCGAGCGUGGUGAUCAAGAGUAGUUUGUUAACUAUAUUCACCAGUAUUAUUGAGAUUUUAGCUGUAGCUUACUACACCGUCAGCUAUUUCCCAUUUGGUGCUUCUACAUUAACAUUUUUCACAAGUUAUAUAUUCGGAUACCUUGGUGGUUUAAUUGGUGGAAUUUUAUAA